UUUUUAUGAUAUGUCUGGUCUAGUUGGUGAUAGUGAUAUAUCUGGUUGUGAACUUUCGGACCAAGUCGAAGACCUGUCACCCAAUCAAUCUACAAACAAUCAGAAACCUGUUAGCUUCGACAUAGAACACACUCCAGUGAAUAUUUCUGAAGUAACCUCAGAUUCUCCUUCAAUAAGAAAAUGCGUUAUCGAUAGAGUGGCAAAUAUUCAGAAUACGAUAGUCCAAGCAAAUACGUUGAUAAAGCUGAUUCAAGACGCGAUUAACUCUUCUAAUGCUUUUACCAAGGCUUUAAGGGCUGUUUACACAGAGCUCGACUCGACGAGAAAGUCCAUCCAAGUUAAAGGGUUUGAAGUUGAAGGUCUAAAUUCAAAGACAGAAGAUUAUUUUUUAAACUGUGGACACGACAUGGAAAUCAGACGUUCUAAUCUAUUUCAAAUAACCGGAAAAAGGUCAAUAUCUUUGUUACAGAAUUUGAUCUGCAAGGCGAGAUCAGUGAAAAGAAAUUUUAGAAAGUGGAGUUUGAUGUGCAGUAGGACAGAUGCGCUGGUGGCAAAGAUUUGCCAGCUUAAGAGAAACUCGAGUCGCUUGCACAGUUUGUCGAAGGAGCUCGUCAUCUGCAACCAAGAUCGAACGACGAUGUUUUAUGAAACCGCUACCAUGUACAAUGAAUAUUAUGCAUAUAUGACACUCACCUAUUUUGAGGCAAUUUUAGAUUUGACUGGUAUACAGGAGGGUCUGGCGAACAGGGUAGAGGAAUUGACUGAAAACGCUUUAAGGGCAAAGAGCGCGCGUAGGUUUAUAAAAAUGCAUUUUGAAUUGCUUUCGUCCUCAUUCAGGACUUUGAACGAAGAAAAGUCAAAUCUGCUGGCCAAAAAGCCAAGUCAAAAUGUGCUAGGUAGGAUUUCUAUGCAAGGCUAUUUAUUUCUCAAGUGCAAUUCUAACGUAUUCAAGCGGAAAUUUUUCGUCUUGAAGGACAGCUUUUUUUUUUGUCACAAAACUGCUGACACUGAAAAGUCGAAGUUCGUCUUGAACAUGCUACUUUGCUCUGUAAGACCUGCGCCUCAUCAGAACAGAAAUUUUUGUUUCAAAUUAAUUGCCCCACAAAAGACCUUGACUUUACAGGCCGAGUCAGAGGCGCUAAUGAACGAAUGGGUCGAAAAGUUGAAAACCUGUAUCUCCGCCCAACUAAAGGGGAUGUCUAUGAAUCGCAACAACCCACUUACGAAUGCAACGAAAGAGUCCGACGCGCGGAAUCUGCUGAAUCCGGACUUCUUGGAGCUGGGAUCCUCUUUAGAGAAAGUGUAUCGGUAUAGCGAGAGAGAUCGCGCAAACUGUUUAGAGAUGAUCAAAAAUUUGUUCAUAAGCGACCCUUCGAAUGAACAAUGCGUCGAUUGCGGAGACAAGCUGCCCACGUGGGUCUCUAUUAACCUCGGGGCCCUCAUGUGUCUAGAGUGCUCUGGAAUCCACCGCGCCCUGGGGACGCACAUAUCUCGAGUAAAGUCGAUUGUCCUGGAUGAGUUAGAAUUUAGCACGAUAUUGCUGAUCGGGUCUAUUGGAAACUCGAACCUCAACUCGAUUUAUGAUCCUCAAGGUUUACUUGUGUUGAAGCCGGAUUCCAGCAGGAAGCAAAGAGAGGCGGUCAUAAAAGCGAAGUACGAGCAAAGGAUAAUGGUUCCAAAAUACGGCAACAAAGAUUUAGAAGCGGACGGCAAAGAAUACGUUGAUGUUUCCUCCGAGCACAUAGAUGAAACUGCAAGUCUACAAGCGGAGCUUGCGCACACCAUCAAAUCUGGGAACGUAUUAGAUGUGCUGAGACUGUACGCCCAAGGAGCCGAUCUCAACUAUUGCUAUCAUGACGACUUCUCUAAAUACCCAAUUCACUACGCAGUGAAUGUUGGCUCAAUUGAGGUGCUGGAAUUUUUGAUUCAAAACGGCGCAAACAUGAACGUCCAAGAUGAUUAUAAGAAGACGCCCCUGCACUAUGCCGUGGUUGAAAAUUCUCUUUGUGCCGCGUUUCUGUGCAAGCACAAAGCAAAUAUUGAUUUGCUCGACGCAGACAACAACAUGCCGAUUGACAUUGCUCUGAAAUUCCAGAAUGCGAAUUCGCUGACGUUGCUCAGACUCAUAAGGCUCGCUCGAGAAUGCGAGCGCGAAGAGAGCAAGCAAUUUUUGGCAGAGUUGGACGUGUUUAUUAUGGAUACGUACAAUCGAGAGCUCAGCCAGCAACAGGGCUCGGGUUCCGUCGAGCAGGCAGAGGGUCUGGCAACCUAGCGCGAAUUCUCAUCUUCUCUCACUCAAGGAGAAGGUGGUGUGUUGUUUGAAGAUGUUUUGAGAUAUCUAGGAUAUUGUGAACAAACUAGAAGUGUAAGAUUGUACAAAAUGACAGUGUUUUUCUUGGACUUUUCGCGGUGCUGUAUGGCCACGCGCAGCAGGUGGGGGAGACGCGAACGGCUUUAUCCGGGGGUUAUUCAGGUUUAUAUCGGAAAGAAUUUAUGCGGGUAAAUAAGCCACGUUUUCUCAGUCCGCGGGCUGGACUGCCUCGUGCAAUUUGGCGCUGUAUUGGGUUUUCCGCCGCCAUGCUGUCGCCUCCUUUUUAAUCGGCGAUUUGAAAAAGUCGAGCCCAGGUCAAUACGACAAACGAACCACAAUAUGUGUGUCAUGCGUUUUUUUUAGUUUGUAUACUAUGUACCGGUUUAAAUGAACCUGUUUUUC
Schistocerca gregaria is the source of this 2713-nucleotide messenger RNA. Its product is annotated as arf-GAP with coiled-coil, ANK repeat and PH domain-containing protein 3-like. Bases 11 to 2272 code for a protein of 753 amino acids. Gene Ontology annotation, molecular function: protein binding; GTPase activator activity. The record is from RefSeq and is a predicted model, not a curated record. Lineage: Eukaryota; Metazoa; Arthropoda; Insecta; Orthoptera; Acrididae. The transcript is spliced from 5 exons.